CUUGAUCAUCGCCAGGAUUAUUCCAAAAUCGCAGCCAUCUCACGGAGGCUUCAAUAAUUCCUCGCAAGGUUAGCAGGGCGGCGUCGACCGAAGCCACACCAUAUAAGCAACUUCUCAAGCCUCAUCAUCCAUAUACUCAACCUCCCCAUGUAUAAAGCAUCUUAUCGCGCCCGCUAUCGAUGCUACAAGAACACCAAGCAACAGACACUGCAGCAGCCUUGAACUAGCCGCCCACUCGGUCGUUUCGUCAUUGAUCCUUUUCCUCGUCUCAUCCUGCCAGAACCCUUAGACCCUGGCUCCCUUGGGCUGCUGUUAGCCAAACCCGACAUUCUGCACCGGCACGUUUAUUUGACAGUGGUUGCACCCAGCUCGGUAAGUUGCGAGCUGCGAGUACACAAACUGGUGUUCUCCUCUAACCAGCCAACCAGCUGUGCUGACUAUUGCCGUUCCUGCAGUAGCUUCUGCUGCCCUCAUCAUGACAAGUUUACCCGGCUUCACCACAAACUUCCCUGCGGGAUACCCAACCUUUCAGACUCGCGGUGGAACUUUUGCGCGUGGUAGCACUUCUUCAGGAGGCUCGCCAUCAUUGCCACCCGCCUCGUCUGAGCCGCACUUCGACAUUUUCGAUUGGCACCCUGCAUACCAGAGCUGCCAGCGCUAUUUCCUCGACCAUGCCCAGCACGACAACGGUGUGCAGGCAGUGUGCGCCCUCAUCAACAUCUGUCUGCCUUUUCAAUGGACGCAUAAUCCCCUCAUGAACGCCUCAGGACCGCUGCCUCACUCGUCGGGCGCUGCUGCAUACAACAUGCCCUGGCCCCGCCAAGGUCCCGUCACCAACUCGCGAGGCCAGCCGGCGCCGGCAUGGGUCUCCCUCGUGCCCUUCAUUCGACGUCUCGUCGUCACAGGAAUGGACAGUCCAGGCAUCAUGCACGGCUUCUUCGGCGAAGAUUGGAGGAAGGGAGUCGGCCCAAUGCACGAGUGUGAGCGUCGCAACUACCUCUUUGCGGCCAAGAGCGUGGGUUGGGCCAAGGUCAAAUGCCAGUACGACAUGUCACCGCACGAGUCAGUGCCAUUCCUGAAGCCAUUGCAGGAGGUCCAGCUGGCUGAGAUCGAGGGGGCCGAAAAGACGUGGAGUCAGUGGCUCGCCAUGGAGGAUUGGAUGGUGGGCCCACGGGCACCGGAUGCGGAUGACCAGCUACAGGAUGCUCGUCGCCGUCCAUCUUGAAGCUUGGCGUGGAGUAUGGCGUUGUCUGGUGCACCAUGGUCGUCAGCAUCACGACCGUGAUUUGCGUCGCACCAAGACGUGUGUGGGUUUAUUUGGGUUGGCGAGGGCUGGGGUCAGCGGUCAGACUUCAGCGAUCAGCACUUUACGCCAUCGCUGCGCAAUGGUUGUGAAUGUUCCCCGGCAUGGGCGAGAACGCUUCUAUCAUCCGGUAGUAAUGUAGCUAUUCCAAUACCAUUAAUGUUACGUAUUUAGCUUGACGGCUUGUGUUCUC
This is a messenger RNA of Alternaria rosae, 1496 nucleotides long. RefSeq lists its product as uncharacterized. The transcript has a single exon. The record is from RefSeq and is a predicted model, not a curated record. Bases 476 to 1225 code for a protein of 249 amino acids. Lineage: Eukaryota; Fungi; Ascomycota; Dothideomycetes; Pleosporales; Pleosporaceae.